AUGACCACUGCCAUCUCUUAUCCUCGGCGAGGCUGCCACCCUCCGGGCCUCGUCACGGUGGCGAAUAACCUUCUUCGGCUGCUGGUCGUGCUAGUUGUGCUCAUCACCUCAGCCGCCGCUGACACCCCUGGCCAAGACGGGGGGGAGCUAACGGCGGAGGAUGCCACCUACAUUUACAGCUGCGACGAUCUUGUGAUGGACAGGACAGUCGUUCGCGGCUCCGUUGCCCUCAUGGGCAACAUCACCUGCGCUGAGACAAAGAUCAUCGAGGUGGCCCAAGGCUACGGCGACGUGUACAUCGUUGCAGAGACGGUCAUGUGGACCAAGGGAGUCAUCUUCGAAAUCCCCAAGGGAACCAGGGUCGACUUCGGAGCGGCUGCUUUCGUCUUCGAAAGCAAUGAGGAGGACCUGCACCGGAUGGUCCGUGGUGACCCCGGUGGCACCGUAGUGACCCACCGUGAUGAGGCCGUGUACUACACCGACUCCGCGGUGCUCGUAAUCGUAGAGCCCAGUACCGACAAAAACGGCAACAGCAACAGCAACAGCGAGGCGGCCGUCGGCUCUCAGAGACACUCUGCAGACCUGGCUCAGGAGAAGCUGCAGCGGGAGUCGGAAGCGAGCGGCCUGGACUUGGUCACGUUCCUGAAGUCUUGCGACGACCUCCCAUACGAGCGGACCCCUGUGGAAGGGAUCGUGUCCGUUACGGCAGACAUCGUGUGCCCCGAGCCCAAGGUGCGCGUGUGUGUCUGGUCCGGGCAUGCCAAGCUCUAUUUUGUUGUAGCAGGCCGUGCAUGUCACUGCAUGAGCGGAGGAGCACCGUUAUCGUCUAUCACCAUCACCAACCAUGGAUCAUUGCCGGAGCAGGUGAUCGAGAUCAUGGAGGGAGGCGGCAAUGUCCUGUUCGUCGCCACCGACACCCUGUACACUAGGAACGUCCGCUUCAGCGUCCGGAAGGGCGAAAAGAUGAAGUUCCGGGCCCCGGCUCUCACUUUCGAGAGGGACCAGGGCGAUACGGCCGAGAUCUUCAAUGUGAACGGAGAGUUACACCUCCGCGGCGACCAGCACCGCUUCGACGAUCUGGUCAACACGAGGACGGUGAGCUCUUGUUGUUGUUGA
Messenger RNA from Ectocarpus sp. CCAP 1310/34, 1116 nucleotides. The record is from the annotation of a GenBank genome assembly. NCBI's taxonomy places the organism in Eukaryota, Phaeophyceae, Ectocarpales, Ectocarpaceae.